Messenger RNA from Protopolystoma xenopodis, 252 nucleotides. The record is from the annotation of a GenBank genome assembly. NCBI's taxonomy places the organism in Eukaryota, Metazoa, Platyhelminthes, Monogenea, Polystomatidea, Polystomatidae.
AUGUUAGUCACCGCAGAGCAGGCGUCCUCUUUGGACGGCCUGGACAGAGAUAAGGUGAAUUCCGGCAGACUGGACCGACAGAAGAACAAUUCGGUGUUGGUGUCGGACCGAGCGAGCAGGGAGGAGAAGCGGAGCCAACAGCACUCGGCCAUCUUGAAAGGUGGAUAUCGGUUUCAACUUCGCUUGGGUCUUAUCAAAACCCCCAGCGGAACUCGAACCAUGGCAGUGCAGCGUAUAAUCUCGACAUGUUAA